AGCAUUCAGAGCAUUUAAGUAAUUCAGAAGAUGUAAUCAUCAAUAAAGAUACUUAUCAAAUUGAUAAAAGAAUACAAAGUUUAAAAGAACAAUUAGAAAAGCAAUAUAAUAAAAUGAUCGUUACUGAAUAUAAUAAAUAA
Funneliformis geosporum is the source of this 140-nucleotide messenger RNA. The record is from the annotation of a GenBank genome assembly. NCBI's taxonomy places the organism in Eukaryota, Fungi, Glomeromycota, Glomeromycetes, Glomerales, Glomeraceae.